AGAUGAGCACAGGGCAACGUCAGGUGAUUCGCGGUAGAGAUACCGUCGUUUUGGAUAGUUCGGUAUCAUCUUCAACGCAAGAUGUCAAUACAGUCACAAAGAGCAAAUACGACUACGCCGCUAGCCGUAACAACCACACCUAUGACAGAGACGACAACCAACCCAAGAAUGGUGCCAACCAAGACAACCACGCUGUCAGUUGUGACAACCACACCGUCAGUUGUGACAACCACACCGUCAGUUGUUACAACCACGCCGUCAGUUGUUACAACCACGCCGUCAGUUGUGACAACCACGCCGUCAGUUGUGACAACCACGCCGUCAGUUGUGACAACCACACCGUCAGUUGUGACAACCACGCCGACAGUUGUGACAACCACGCCGUCAGUUGUGACAACCACGCCGUCAGUUGUGACAACCACGCCGUCAGUUGUGACAACCACGCCGUCAGUUGUGACAACCACGCCGUCAGUUGUUACAACUAAGCCGUCAGUUGUGACAACCACGCCUUCAGUUGUGACAACCACGCCUUCAGUUGUGACAACCACGCCUUCAGUUGUGACAACCACGCCUUCAGUUGUGACAACCACACCAGUAUGCCGAAAUGGUUACCAGCUGAGAAGUGGCAUCUGCUACAAGGCCUUCAAGACUCAAAUGAACUUUCUCGACGCACGUUGGACCUGCCGCACUGAAGGUGGGACACUCGCCAUGCCGAAAGAUGCGAGCACAAACGAGUUCCUGGUCUCCUUGAAGAAUGAUGAGGAUGAGUAUGGCAAGUUCUGGCUGGGCUUGGAGAGGAGCGAGGAGGUAUCUGUAGACUGGAAGUGGGCAGACGGUACCAGACUGGGACACUACAGCGCAUGGGGACCAGGAGAACCCAACAACGACAAAAACGAUGAGGAUUGCGCACACUACAUAUAUAAAGGGACGGCAUGGAAUGAUGCACCAUGUUCCAUGGAUGACAUAAAACCCAUUUGUCAAGUGAACCCAGAAGCUGCGAAGAGAGACGACUGCCGAUUUGGAUACAAACUCGUCUCCGGGGCCUGCUUCCGGCUCGACUUCCGAGAAAUGAGCUACGACGCCGCCUCAGAAGCCUGCAAGGGACAGGGAGCGAGGCUAGCCAUGCCUAAAACGAGAGAAUUGGACACCGCUUUGAGAAACCUGGUCCGCACGGAAGGGCUGGAAACCAGGUGA
Branchiostoma belcheri (Belcher's lancelet) is the source of this 1194-nucleotide messenger RNA. Its product is annotated as cell wall protein DAN4-like. NCBI's taxonomy places the organism in Eukaryota, Metazoa, Chordata, Leptocardii, Amphioxiformes, Branchiostomatidae. The record is from RefSeq and is a predicted model, not a curated record. The transcript is spliced from 6 exons. Bases 82 to 1194 code for a protein of 370 amino acids.